AUGGAAGGUUUUUAUGGUGACGGAAAUGAUAAAGAUUAUUGCAUAUGGUGUUUGAAAGGAGGAAAUGUAACUCAGCCUUUAUCCAAACUCGAACGAAUUUCACUAGUUUGUGAAUUUAAAAUUUAUUGUUCAGCAAAUGCUAGACGUUGUAAAGGUGGAUGUGUCGAUAUUCCAGUUGAAAGAUCGGGAGAAUCAACUUAUCUUACACAUGACCAGGUGAUUCUACUUGUUACUGAUUUGAUUCAUGAAGUGAAUCGUGUCAAACAUAUGCCUCUAUUAGAUGAAAAUGACUCUAUAAUUUCCGAAGAGGACUAUCCAGCAUGGACAGGAUGGAGUUUAACUCAGUUAAAAGAUAUGUGCUCACUUAUUAAUCCUCAAAUGCGUACAUCCAAACAUCGUUUACCAUUUGAAGCUGUUUGCAUGUAUUGGAUAAAAUUAAAAACAAAUCUAUCUUUCAGACAAAUUGGGACAUUAUUUAAGAUUCAAACCAAAGAAGAAAAUAUUCGGAGAAGGGUGGAAAAUAUUUUUCAUACAGUUUCACGUUAUUUAUAUGAUGCAAUAGUUCCAUCAAACUUAGGCUUUCACCAUCUUUCUCGUGCCGAUGCUUUAACACACCAUACUGCUUAUACUGAAACAUUUUUUGGACCUAGUUUAGCAUUAAUAUGGGAUGGAACGUACAUUUAUUGUAACAAAAGUGAAGAUCAUAAAUUUCAAAAGGAAACUUACUCUGGUCAAAAAUGUCGUCAUUUGGUUAAGUUUAUGUCUAUAGUUUUACCUGACGGUUAUGUCUUUGACUUAAUUGGACCAUUCAAUGGAAAAGAAAAUGAUGCAAAAAUAUCGAAGGCGAUUCUCGAGAUGAAUGAUGACUUAUCUAUGAUCUGCGAAGCUGGUGAUACACAGAUUGUUGAUCGUGGAUUCCGCGACGUAGCCGAUGCAUUCGAAGAAUUAGGAUUCGAUGUGCAAAUGCCUAGUUUUCUUGAAAAAGGUGCUAAACAGCUUGAAACAGAACAAGCAAACGAAACAAGAAUGGCAACAAAAACUAGAUGGGUAGUCGAGUCGUUUCAUUCUCAGUUUAAAAAAUGGCGGUUUUUUUCUGAGAGAAUCAGCCAAGAUUUUCUUGUAAACAUCGAUGUUCUGGUCCGAACAGUAGCUGCCAGCUUAAACAAAUAUCGACCUCGUCUUUUUCACGGAAAGUCACCGGACGACUAUGCCUUAGCCACUAAAAUGUUGUUAAUGCAUAAUAAAACAAGUCAACUUCAACAACUAAUUUCUCAAGGAGAUUUAUCUUUAAGAAAAAAUUGGAAAAACAUAGUUCAUUUUGAUAUUCAUUUUGAUUUUCCAUAUUUAACACUUGAUUUUCUCCGAGAAUACACUUGCGGCGUUUAUCAAAUUAAGCAAAGUUCAACUUACGCAAAAGCACAUUUAUAUGACCAUGGUGGUGAAUUUGAAUAUCAACUUUCAUCUUCCGAUGAUAACAUUCUUCGUUGUCGAAUACAUAGUAAACAUUCAUCAACAUCAAAGUAUUUCUUAUUGAUACAUUUCGACAAAAAUGGCACUCAUGAGCCGAUAAAAGACCACUAUUGCCAGUGCAAGUCCGGGGCAAGACAACUAGGAUGCUGCUCGCACAUAGCUACUGUUCUCUGGUACAUGGGCAACGCACGGCACAUCACCUGGAUUCCAUCAAUAAGAACUGAUGAUUAUCGAGAAAAAAUAUUAAAAUGUUAA
Messenger RNA from Rotaria socialis, 1725 nucleotides. Lineage: Eukaryota; Metazoa; Rotifera; Eurotatoria; Philodinida; Philodinidae. The record is from the annotation of a GenBank genome assembly.